Messenger RNA from Eucalyptus grandis, 1349 nucleotides. RefSeq names its product calmodulin-binding protein 60 D-like. Gene Ontology annotation, biological process: regulation of salicylic acid biosynthetic process. The record is from RefSeq and is a predicted model, not a curated record. Gene Ontology annotation, molecular function: DNA-binding transcription factor activity; sequence-specific DNA binding; calmodulin binding. NCBI's taxonomy places the organism in Eukaryota, Viridiplantae, Streptophyta, Magnoliopsida, Myrtales, Myrtaceae. Gene Ontology annotation, cellular component: nucleus. The coding region runs from base 143 to 1147 and encodes 334 amino acids. The transcript has 7 exons.
AGAGACGCACUCGUUACAGGAGCUUGAGUUCGUUGAUGAACUGCUGAUUCUCUCUCUCUCUCUCUCUCUGCUGCUGCGCUUUUUCAGUAACCAGACAUUCUCCUGCAUCUUGUUGAGCUCCAGAAAGGAGAAGGGAAAAGCCAUGUGGAAGCCAAAGAGAGCUUUGCCUCCCUCUUCUUCUUCAGGUCAACCAAGUCAACCCAAGAGGCUAUGCGUCCCUCCGAUCGAUCGAGCAUGGAAUGGGUCCGAAAUGAAUCCCGUGCCGAGUUGCUGUUUGACUUGCUGUUUGACAAAGGAGGAUCUGCGGAGUAUGUUCAGAGAAGAGCUGGAGCGUGCUAAAUCUGACUGGGCUGGAUAUUUUCAAAGUUGCAUCUGGAAUGCUCUCAAAGAUUUAGUGCCACAGAUGCGCUCAGAGAAUGAUUCUCAGAGAUUGAUGGAAGCAGUGGAGCUUGUAAACAUUCAUUCUCCCCACCGUGCAAGGGCUAAUGCUAAUUCUACGGGAGAGAAUGAUGUGAGAGACUUACGGCUUCAAAUUCAAACCAAACUGUCAGAUUCUCUAUUUACUGGACAGAAACUAGAAGGAGUGGGGGGUGCUCACAUUUCCGUUGCCUUGAUCAAUGCAAAUACAGGGGAUGUUGUUAGAUCAGGCCUGGAAUCCUCCAUUAAGUUGGACGUCGUCGUGCUCGAAGGUGACUUCAACAAAGAUGAUGAGGAUAACUGGACCCAAGAAGAGUUUGAGAGCCACGUGGUUAAACAACGUGAAGGAAAGAGGCCGCUUUUGGCUGGAGAUCUCGUAGUGAAGCUCAAGGAAGGUGUUGGGGAGAUGGGAGAACUGAUAUUUACUGACAAUUCCAGUUGGAAUAGGAGUAAAAGAUUCAGGAUAGGGCUUAAGGUGGCAACGGGUUUUUGUGAGAACACACGAAUCCGAGAAGCAAAAACAGAUGCCUUCCAAGUCAAGGAACAUAGAGGGGAAGCUUACAUGAAACAUCAUCCACCUGCAUCUGACGAUGAGGUUUGGAGGUUGGAGAACGUUGCCAAAGGUGGGAAAUCUCACCAAAAUCUGAGUGAUGCUGGAAUAUAUAAAGUGGAGGACUUUCUACUGCAACUGUUUACGGACUCCCAGAAACUGAGAGAGGUAAGCACUUAGUUAAUGAUUCUCAAUUAGGGUUUGAUUGACUACCAAGAAUGUAAGUCUUGUGUGUUCACUCAUCAUAGAUUCUUGGAAAGAGCAUAACAGCAAAGAACUGGAAUAGCCUCGUGCGUCAUGCAAAAACUUGUGAAGCAAAGUGGAAACUUUAUUUGGACUAUCCUGAUGGUAUGAUGAAGCAUGGUGCUGUAUUAAACACUGA